Molecule: messenger RNA, 3021 nt
Organism: Dictyostelium purpureum
Lineage: Eukaryota; Evosea; Eumycetozoa; Dictyosteliales; Dictyosteliaceae
Product: glycine dehydrogenase
Exons: 2
Coding region: 1-3021 (1006 amino acids)
Biological process (GO): glycine decarboxylation via glycine cleavage system
Cellular component (GO): glycine cleavage complex; mitochondrion
Molecular function (GO): glycine binding; pyridoxal phosphate binding; glycine dehydrogenase (decarboxylating) activity
Source: RefSeq, a predicted model, not a curated record
AUGUUUAGAUUAUUAGCUCGUAACGCUUUAAAACAAACAUCAAUUUUAAACGCAUCAACAAAAAAUGUCGUUUUAAUUCGUAAUAAUACCAGUACAACACAAAAGGUAUCAGUUUUUCAACCAUUAGAUACUUUUCCAAAAAGACAUAUUGGUCCAAAUGAAAAUGAAAUUAGCGAAAUGUUAAAGCAAAUUAGCACAUCAAAAUUAUCAAAUAAAACUCCAAGUUCAUUAGAUCAAUUAAUUGAAUAUACCAUCCCAAAAGAUAUUAGAUUAAACAAAGUUUUAGAUAUCGAAGGUAAUCCAAUCAUUGGUGAAAGUCAAUUAUUAAAAGAGUUAAAACAAGUUGCACAAAAAAAUAAAAUCUUUAGAUCAUUCAUUGGUAUGGGCUAUUACAAUACCUUAACCCCACAUGUCAUUCAAAGAAAUAUUUUAGAAAACCCAGGAUGGUAUACACCAUAUACUCCAUAUCAAGCUGAAAUCAGUCAAGGUCGUUUAGAAUCACUUUUAAAUUUCCAAACUAUGGUUUCAGAAUUAACUGCUCUUCCAAUGGCCAAUGCAUCAUUACUCGAUGAAGCUACCGCUGCUGCUGAAGCUGUUACCAUGUGUAUUAACAUUUCAAAAUCAAAAGGUCCAUUCACCUUCUUAGUCGAUAGCAACUGUCACCCACAAACUAUUGAUACCAUUAAAACCAGAGCUGAACCAAAGGGUAUUCGUAUUGAAAUCUCUGAACCAAAAGAUUUUGAUUUCUCAUUAGCCGGUGUUGUAGGUUGUAUUGUCCAAUACCCAGCCACCAAUGGUUCAGUUGCAGACAUUAAAGAAUUAGCUGAUCGUGCUCAUCAAGCCAAUUCAUUAGUUGUUGCUGCCACUGAUCUCCUUUCAUUAGCUAUGAUCAAAGCUCCAGGUGAAUGGGGUGCUGAUAUCGCUUUAGGUAACAGUCAAAGAUUUGGUGUUCCAUUAGGUUUCGGUGGUCCACAUGCUGCUUUCUUUGCCACCAAAGAUAAAUAUGCUCGUCUUUUACCAGGUAGAAUUAUUGGUGUUUCAAAAGAUAAACAAGGUGAUCCAGCUUAUCGUAUGGCCCUUCAAACUAGAGAACAACACAUUCGUCGUGAAAAAGCUACUUCAAAUAUUUGUACCUCACAAGCUCUUCUUGCUAAUAUGAGUGCUAUGUAUGCUGUCUAUCACGGUCAAGAAGGUAUUAAAGCUAUUGCCAACACUGUCCACAGAAAAACCAUCAUUUUAAGAGAAGGUAUUUCAAGAAUGGGUUAUCAAGUUUUAGAUCGUCCAUUCUUUGAUACUAUUUUAAUUGAAAGUGGUGAUAAAACAGAAAUGAUCAUUAAAGAUUUAGCCGCCAAAAAAAUCAAUGUCAGAAAAUAUGACAACAAAUCUAUUGCCAUCUCUAUCGAUGAAACUGUCACAGCCGAAGAUAUCACCAAUUUAUUAGAUGGUUUUGUUGCUCAUGCCUCCAAACCAUUAGGUCUUGCUUCACCACAACAACUUGAAGCUGAUACCAACUCAACUAAAGUUAUCCCAGCCGAAUUAGAACGUACUUCAGAAUUUUUAACCCAUCCAAUCUUUAAUAAAUAUCACUCUGAACACGAACUCCUUCGUUACAUUCACAAACUUCAAAAGAAAGAUUUAGGUCUCACCACCGCUAUGAUUCCAUUAGGCAGUUGCACAAUGAAACUUAAUGCUACCACCGAAAUGUAUCCAGUCUCAUGGCCAGAAUUCAACUCACUCCAUCCAUUUGUACCAUCAGAUCAAACUUUAGGUUACAAAGAAAUGUUUAAUUCAAUCUCAAAAUCACUCUGUGAAAUCACUGGUUUCGAUGGUUGUUCAUUACAACCAAAUGCUGGUUCCCAAGGUGAAUAUGCAGGUUUAAUGGUUAUUCGUUCAUAUUUAAUUUCAAUUGGUCAAAGUCAAAGAAAUGUUUGUUUAAUUCCAGUUAGUGCCCACGGUACAAAUCCAGCAAGUGCUGCUAUGGUUGGUAUGAAAGUUGUAGUUGUCGAUUGUGAUGCUCAAGGUAACAUUGAUCAAAAUGAUCUCAGAGCCAAAGCUGAAAAAUAUAAAGAUACUUUAGCUGCUCUUAUGAUUACCUAUCCAUCAACUCACGGUGUCUUUGAAGAAGGUGCUAAGGAUAUGUGCGAUAUUGUUCACAGAUAUGGUGGUCAAGUUUACAUGGAUGGUGCAAAUAUGAAUGCCCAAGUUGGUCUCUGUCGUCCAGGUGAUAUUGGUGCCGAUGUUUGCCAUCUCAAUCUUCACAAAACAUUCUGUAUUCCACAUGGUGGUGGUGGUCCAGGUAUGGGUCCAAUCUGUGUUAAAUCACAUUUAUCACCAUUCCUUCCAGGUCACUCAGUAGUCCAAAAUGCUGGUGGUGAACGUGCUAUGAGUGCAGUUUCUGCUGCUCCAUGGGGUUCAAGUUCAAUUUUACCAAUCACAUAUGUAUAUUUGAAAUUAAUGGGCGGUCAAGGUUUAAAGAAAGCUACUCAAGUUGCUAUCCUCAGCGCAAAUUAUAUGGCCAGUAGAUUAAAAGACCACUACAAAAUUCUUUACACUGGUUCACACGGUCUUGUUGCUCACGAAUUCAUUAUCGAUCUUAGAAUGUUCAAAGAAAGUGCUGGUAUCGAAGCUGAAGAUGUUGCCAAACGUCUCCAAGAUAUGAAUUUCCAUGGUCCAACUAUGUCAUGGCCAGUACCAAACACUUUAAUGAUUGAACCAACCGAAAGUGAAUCUAAAUACGAAUUAGAUCGUUUAUGUGAUGCCUUAAUUAUCAUCAGAGAAGAAAUUAGAGAAAUCGAAGAAGGUAGAGCAGAUAAAAAGAACAAUGUUUUAGUUAAUUCUCCACACACCGAAAAAGUUAUUAUUAAUGAAAAAUGGAACUACCCAUACACCAGAGAAAAAGCUGCUUUCCCAACCCCAGCUACCAAAUUAUCUAAAUUCUGGCCAACUGUUGGUCGUAUCGAUAAUGUCCAUGGUGAUAAAAAUUUAGUUUGCUCAUGCCCACCAUUAUCCGACUAUCAAUAA